Molecule: messenger RNA, 3522 nt
Organism: Etheostoma spectabile (orangethroat darter)
Lineage: Eukaryota; Metazoa; Chordata; Actinopteri; Perciformes; Percidae
Product: zinc finger protein 271
Exons: 2
Coding region: 773-3364 (863 amino acids)
Biological process (GO): regulation of transcription by RNA polymerase II
Cellular component (GO): nucleus
Molecular function (GO): DNA-binding transcription factor activity, RNA polymerase II-specific
Source: RefSeq, a predicted model, not a curated record
CCCACGUACAUUUUGAGAGACGUACAUGCUUGUUGCCAGGGUACGUCGUUAGCAGCGUUAGCAAGAAAGCUAACAAGGCACAUUGUCGGCUCAUAAUGAAUACGUUAGUUGUAAUAGGACUUCAAACGUAUAAAGUCAAAUGAGAAGAUCGCUACUAAGGGGAGAAGAAUCACUAAGGUGGUGAUUUAAAUAAGCAUCAGCGACCUGAACCACCGACCUCUCCAAAAUCUUUCCCUUCGCCAUGCAAUCUUCAACAUUAUUUCAUCCAUACUGUCCAGAAGCCCUUCAACUGCACAAUCUGUGGAAAAGCCUUCAAGCAGUCUGAUCGUUUAAAAACGCACUUGCAGGGAUUCCACCAUUCAAGGCAAUUCAUUCCAUUCAAAGGAAUCAACACACUUGGCAAUGGUAAUUACACUUUUAUGCCUUUGAUUGUGUCAACAUUUGUGGCCUCCCAGCCAGAGUGGGAAAAGCAAAAUUGUGACUUUACCUUUCUCUUGAGACUGGGAAUCUAACAAUAUACUUUAUGUGCCACAUGUAAAUUAUGCCUCAGUGACUCAGAGCAGUAUCUGAAAUUCUAUGGGUCCAGUACCUCAGAAGCAAGUUGAUUCUGCAAAUUCAGACACAGCUGCUUUCAAUGCCCAAAAUGGAUACACAUGCAAAGUCAGCUCAUACUAAACAAGAAUAAUUUUAGGGGGGGGCAGAGAGUCAGGCUAGACAGGCUUAUUUGAAAGAGAACCUGCAGUCACAAGAAUUGAGCUCCAGCAGAAGCAAAAUGACUUUGAAUCACCAGUGUCCUAAAUGUCGCAAAACAUUCUGCUCACCAUCCAAAUUACAACGGCAUUUCCUUAUUCAUACGGGGCUGAAACCCUACUCAUGUGUGAUCUGCUUGAAAGACUUCAGACAGAAGGUACACUUGAAAUCCCAUUUAACAGCAAAAAAAUGUUCACUGUCUGCCGGCACUGGAAGGAAAAAAGGGAAGUUUGUUAACAGCAGAAAAACCACAUGUCUGCAGCCUCAGUCGUCACUUCAACUACAACCCACCAGCCAUCACACUCCUGGGAAUUCCUCAGUGGAACUGGAGCUACAGUGUAAAAUAAGUGUGAAUGAUGUGCAGGACCGGAACAAAACCGAAAUCAAGUCAGAAAAACAAGAGCAGCAACACGUAACACAUAAAGACCAGAAACCGUUCCAAUGCAUAAUCUGCAGCAGGUCGUUUCAGUUGGAAGUUAAUUUAAUACGCCAUCAUGAAAUUCAUAGGAACCACAAUGAAUUGGGAAGUUCUACCUCCGAGCAAAGCAAUGAUGUGAAUAUGUCUGAUUCGGAAACAAUACAACAUUUACCUGAACCCAGGCAUGCAGACCCUAUUGACUUGAACAUCAUUGUUAAACCAGAAACAUGGAGUGGAACUCGCAGCGACUACAAUGACUCCCUUUCCCAGGAUUCUGUGUUAAUUACAUCAGCUGAACAGCAAAGGGAAGCCUACCAUGCCAGCAAUGAGCAGCAGAGAAUGUACUCAUUAAAUCAGUGUCAUGCAUGUUUAAAAUGUUUUCCAUCUGCAUCAAAACUUCAAAGGCACAUGAUGACUCAUACUGGCCAAAGGCCCUUUGGCUGUGAGACGUGUGGAAAGAGAUUCCGUCAGAAAACACACCUGAGGGUCCAUUGUCGCACUCACCUGGGGUCUAGAUAUCACAAGCAACGAUCAUUGUAUAUCAAUCGGCCGCCUUCUCGCAUAGGUGGGUUUAACACAAGGACUGCAGCAAACGUCCCGGAACAGGAAAUGUUACUACAUAAGAAUGAUUUUGAGACACACACUGGCAUUGAUGUAGUCUCUGCAAAACACCUGAAUCAGAGUCCUUCUAUAAUAACUAUUCAGCAUAACAGAGAAUCCAAUAACAAGUUGUUGCCACAUAUCUCAAAGAAAAAUGAGGUUGUGCAAAAGGUUUCAAAAGUGACUGUGAAAAGGAAACAGGCCGCUACGUCAAUGCGUCUUCCAGGCAACGUUCAACACAAGUGCUUCCAGUGUUUAAAGUGUUUUCCAAGUGCCUCUAAAUUACAAAGGCAUGAGCUGGUACACACAGGCCUGAGACCGUUUCAGUGUGUUUUGUGUGGGAAAGCAUUCAGGCAAGCGUCAUAUCUGAAAACUCAUGAAAGGUCUCACUGUGAGAGAAAACAAUCCAGGCUAGUCAAUCUACAGGGAAACAGCAGAAAACUGAAAGCAAAUAGACAACAGCAGCCUUUCCCAAGGGUCAGUGUCCAUAUCCCACAACAGAAUAGCUCUGUGAACACAGACACUACACUUUCAAAUUCUAAUGAUGCUGAAGACAAUGGAGUGAAAGUGUUGCUCUGCACCAGGAGUGAAAUAUCUGUUACAAAAGUUAACAGUCUCUUUAAGACAAACUCUAAGAAAAAUAGUAAUGUAAUUGGUAAAAAAAGGAAACAUAACACAUCUCCAAAGCCAUCUAAGCUAUCAAGGGACUUGGUCACUCACUCUGGGCUAAGGCCAUACAAGUGCACUAUGUGCAGCAAAACCUUCACACAGUGUAGACUUCUAAAAGUUCAUGAGCACAGAUGCAGACAGGGUUCACAUGAUAUUCAAGGAGAAAUUAAAAAUAUCAACCAUCUCCAGGAUAAAUGCAUUGAAACCCUUUCUGAUUGUACAGAUUUGAAUGUAGAUGCAACAAAAGAGCAGCCAGGGUCACAUGCCAGUGUUGGCUCAUUUACUGAUGAAGAUUUAUCUUAUUGGUCAGAGGCAAUAAACACUGAAUGGUUGGCAGUGCCAGAUGUGGGCUUACAAGAGGAAAAAAAAGAAUCCGAGAAAAGGCAGAGAGACCAUGAUGAUCUGGCUACAGACCAGUAUAGUUAUUCCUUUCCCUCUCAACUUACCUUUGAAAUAAAUAAACUUGUCCAAAAUCAAAACACAGCAGCCCCACCUUUGUCACACCAGCAUGAUGGUACGUCUAUACGUAAUGUAGAAGUACCAUGUCAGCCUAAAGGAGUUAUGGCUAUUUCAGAUAGCAACAAGCUGCGCAGUGAUAAACUUGUGAGUUAUGUGGUUGAGAAUGAAAGGCAGCCAGACAAUUACUGGUGUGAACCAAUAACUGUGUUUGAAUGCGAGAAGUGCUCUGCAAGUUUUGAGAGCAAUAACAAUCUUAAGCAACAUAUUUGUUCAACCAAUGUUCAACCUAAAAUGACAGAGUCAGCCCAUAAGUAUCGUUGUGACAUUUGUUUCAAACAUUUUGUGUCUCCCUCUAAACUCAAAAGGCAUUAUCUCAUUCACACAGGUCAAAGGCCGUUUAGGUGUGACAUUUGUGGCAAAACAUUCAGACAGUCAUCACAUGUCACAACACACCGGCUGACUCAUUGAUUAUCAACAUGUUACUUUUUUGCAGUGUAUGAUUAUCAUGAUUUGUCAGUGUGAUGUUUGUGUAUACUGUAUGUAAAAUAUAUGUAUAAUAUGGACUUAUAAUGGACUGAAUAUUUUUACAUCUUUGUAUUUCAUGAAUUAAAUGUCUUUCUUAUGGU